AUGGAUAUUACAAAUCUGGGUUCGAACACCCCUGAAGAUGCCGUGGAAGUGAAGGUGGCGGUGGCGCCGGGAGAUGUUAUCAUUCUGGGGACAGAUGGAGUUUUCGAUAACUUGUUUGCAUGGGAGAUAGAAGAAGUUUUGGAGGAGAAAGAGUUUAUGGAUUUGCAUAGUUUGGGUGUUUAUAUUGCUUCGUUGGCAGUUUAUAACUCUUUUGAUGAGUUUCGAGAGACUCCUUUCUCUGUGGCAUCUACUGAGACUGGCGAGCCCUGCACAGGAGGGAAGUUUGAUGAUAUUACUGUGGUCAUUGCUAGGAUUGUUGAUGUGAAAUGA
Molecule: messenger RNA, 330 nt
Organism: Humulus lupulus (European hop)
Lineage: Eukaryota; Viridiplantae; Streptophyta; Magnoliopsida; Rosales; Cannabaceae
Product: probable protein phosphatase 2C 55
Exons: 2
Coding region: 1-330 (109 amino acids)
Source: RefSeq, a predicted model, not a curated record